UCCCGUUUAUUAUCGGCAGAGGUCGCAUGGCAGAGGGAAGUCCAACCACUUCUGUACUGGAACCAAUGCAAGAAUAUGCACCUCCAUAACAAAGCCUGUAUGGAUUCCUGAGAGCAGUGAGAAAACAGAGGCUGCACAUGUAGGCAAUGGGCUGCUGUUCAGCCGUAGAAAAAAAAUCUAAAAAAGAGAGGACCUAAGUUGGAGGUUUGCUUUUAUUUGUUCUGGAACAACGGGAUAGUUUUGCCAACACGUGUGUAUCCAUGAAAUUUGUUCUCUCCGUUUUGAGUGAGUGAGUGAGUGUUUCGCAUCCUGGUGCGGGGCUCUGGAGAGGACUGCGCAUCAUCAGAGUUGGUGCCGAAGUUCGGCCGCGAACGGAUGUGAGGGAAGAGUGUACAGAGUAAAACUCCCCCACUUCUUUUUUGUCUCUCCUGCUUCGGCGUUGUGUUUGCUGAGACAAUAGUGAGUCAAAGACGCUGAAAGUGAUUUCAUGCCUUCAGUCUCGCACAACCUGAGAUGGACGUGAGAUUUUACCCUGCGCCCCCGGCAAAUGUGGGUUCAUGCUCCCUACCGACUGAUCCAAGUUGUCUGAGCUCGUUGGACUAUUACCACUCGAACAAGGCCCGGUACAGUGUGGGUGAACGAGGGGUUAGGCUCCACACUGCCCACCCUCCAGGCAUCAAUCCAGCUAGGAAAAGACUGCCCACUGCUGUGUUUGAUGGUGACAACAUGUACAUGAAUGACAAUAACCAAGAGUUUCGGUCACCAAACCAGAACUACUCCGGUCAAGGCAGAGGCAGCAGUGGCGGAGGAGGAGGAGCAGGGGAUGAAGACUACGAGAUCCCCCCCAUCACACCCCCCAACCAUGCCGACCCCUCUCUGCUGCACCUCAUGGAGCACGAGUCAGGUUACCCCUUCCACUCCCUGCCUCACAACGGCCUGCUCAACACCUACUCCUACCCUGAGCUGCCUGCCCUCAUGAUGUCCAACAUGCUGGGUCAGGACACCCACCUCCUCACGGGGCCUAUGCACUCUAUAAGCAGUGAGAAGCGGGCCUCGGCAGAAAUGAUGAAGCCCAAACCCAAACCUCAAAAGAAGAAGAAGAAGAAGGACCCCAACGAGCCACAGAAACCUGUGUCGGCCUACGCGCUCUUCUUCAGAGACACCCAGGCGGCCAUCAAGGGCCAAAACCCCAAUGCCACCUUUGGGGAUGUCUCCAAGAUUGUGGCCUCCAUGUGGGACAGCCUAGGAGAGGAACAGAAGCAGGGGUACAAGAGGAAAACCGAGGCGGCUAAGAAAGAGUACCUGAAAGCCUUGGCCGCGUACCGAGCCAGUCUGGUUUCCAAGACAUACAAUGACCCUGAACCAAAAAGUGCCCAGCAGACCAGCCAGCCCUCCCACAUGCUGCCCCCGAAGCAGCCGCUGUACAGCGUGCCCCCCCAGCCCUCCUCACCCUAUCUAGGCCCGCCGGGCUCCUUCCCCCUGUCAGACCUCCAGAGCUACGCAGGCCCGCCCCGCCACACCCUGGCCCAGACCCUCAGCCAAUCCCAGAUGCUGCCACCCAGCAUGAGUGCCUCUCCCCCAUCUCCCUUCCAGAUCAGCCCACCUCUGCACCCCCACGCCCAACUCUCCCUGCAUCAGAGCUCCCUGCUCAACCAGCCAAUCCGCAUGCAGCAGUCGCAGCCAAUCAUCUCACACCAAAUGGGGCUCCAGGCGCCUCUGCAUUCCCCUCCUCUCAGCCAACAGGGAUUCUCCCAUAUUCAGGCUGAUUACCAGAACAGUGUCGGGGGCUCACAGUCUCCAGGGGCCCCUAACCCAGGGCACGGCCAGAACCCUGACUGGGACAGCGAGUACUGCAACAGGGACUGUGGACCCAACCACUGCAACAGUGGCAUGGGAGCUCCGGACAAGCCUCUCUACCUCACUUGAAGUUGAAAGACCUCCAAAUGUCAGACUCCAGGGAGCGUUCCACCAUAACAACAACGUCAUCGAUGUAUCUGCUUUUACACCAUUUUGUUUUUCUUUUUUUUUGUGACGGAUUUCGAAAAUCCCAAAGACUGCUACAGUAACUUCACCUAUUUGCCAAGCACUUAGAUCGGCCAGAAGCCUGAGGCACUUCUCUUGCA
Molecule: messenger RNA, 2123 nt
Organism: Perca fluviatilis (European perch)
Lineage: Eukaryota; Metazoa; Chordata; Actinopteri; Perciformes; Percidae
Product: TOX high mobility group box family member 2-like
Exons: 9
Coding region: 514-1926 (470 amino acids)
Biological process (GO): regulation of transcription by RNA polymerase II
Cellular component (GO): nucleus
Molecular function (GO): chromatin DNA binding
Source: RefSeq, a predicted model, not a curated record